Messenger RNA from Rhizophagus irregularis DAOM 181602=DAOM 197198, 2572 nucleotides. The record is from RefSeq and is a predicted model, not a curated record. Lineage: Eukaryota; Fungi; Glomeromycota; Glomeromycetes; Glomerales; Glomeraceae.
GGAAGAUGAGAAGGGAAGUAAGGGAAAAGAAAAAGGAAAGGAAGAUAAUGUUCCAAAAGCUGAAGAAGCUGAUGUAGACAAAUCACGUGACAAAGAUAAUAAAUUGAAAAGAUUUAUAGUUUUGAAUACUCAUGGGAUAUAUAAUUUUAAAUUUAGUGAUAAUUAUGAUUCUUUUAAAAUGGAUGAGAAAUUUGAAUAUCCAGAAAGUUUAAAAUGUAGAUUGAAUUAUUAGUAUACGGAUAGAAAUGAAGGUUGCAUGAGACGACUUCUUUCGUGUAUCUAUGAUAAUUAUUUUUUGGUCACAUUAUACAAAAAAGAUAUUGAAUCAUUCGAAGUUUAUAAUUUCGAAAAAAUGGAAUUAGUAACUACUGCAAAAAGAAUUAGAAAAGAGGAUGAAUUAUAUAAUUUUGUAAAGAAACACGACUAUAAUAUCUUUAACAGAUUUACAAUUGGUAAAUUGCAUUUUUGCUUUACUCAAGGAAAUAAUACUAUUAAGUUAUAUUGUAUGGAAAAUGGUUUACAAGUCGUAUCAAAGAAAUUUUAUGAAAUAGAGAAAAUACAUUUACUAGAAUUUAUUGAUUGUGAUAAAAAAUUACUUAUAAUAGGAAGCUUAAAAAAUGAAGAAAAGAUAAUAGAUAAAAAUCAAAACUCAGAAAAAAAUGAAAAAAAGUGCAAGUUUAAGUUUAUAGUUUGGGAUUUGUAUAAAACUGAAAGACCUAUAAUAGAUGAUUUCAUUUAUUUGCCAAUAAUUACUAAUGCAGAUAUUGUAAAGCAUUUAGCUAGUACUUCAGGAAAUGUUUUACAAAUUGAUGAUGAUGGAAAAGUUUUAUCAGUUGUUAAAAAAGUUGAAGAAAUGCUAAAACAAAAAAAGCAAGAAGAUAAAAAGAAAAAAGUGAAAAUUUAUUCAGUUGAACCAAUAGUUAGUAUUAGUGAAAUGGAACCGUGGGUAUUAGAUGAAAAUGAUGAAAGUAGUAAUAAAUGUUAUAAUCUUUAUCAAAAUGACAAAGAAGCAGAAACUUUACAACUUAUUGUUGGCAGAUCAACUGUUCAAAUUUGGCAUCAAAUUAAAAAUGAAGAUAAUCCUAACAAAGGAGAACCAUUUCUUGAAUUUAUAUGGACAAAUCAUAUUCCAGUAUAUCAAGAAAAAAAAGCAACAAAAUUACAAAUUAAAAAAUUUGAAAUGUAUGAAUGUGAAUCAAAUAAUAAAUCAAAUAUUAAAAUAAAAGAUUUUUAUUUAGAGGUUUGUUGGUAUAAAAGAAAUAAGGAGUGUUCUAAUACAAUAAAGACAGAGCAAAAUAUAAAUCAUAUAAUAGAAGAAGAAGAUAAUGAAAUAGAUAAAAUUGAAAAUAAAAAAUAUAAAAAAGUAAUUCAACGAAAAGAUAUUAUUGAAAAAUUUUAUAUAGUAAAGCAUGCAUGUAAAGCAUUAGAACAUUUUAAUAAACGUUAUAUUAAUAAAGACUUUGUAGAUAAUUAUAUCAGAGUACGUAAUUAUGAGGAAAUGAUUACUUAUAUUAAACAUAUAGUAUGGAAAUUUGUUAAAUAUGAGCCACAAAACUUUAAAUUAUUAGAUGUUCGAUACAAUAUUAUGAAAAAUUUAAUACUUGGUGAUUGUGAUAAUUUAAUAAAAUUUAUAUUAUUUGGAGAUGAUAAAAUCUAUAAAAAUAAAAAUAAGGAAAUUGGACAUAUACCAAGUAAUAAAUUAUGGCCAGGAAAAAAGUUUUUGAAAGAUGAUGAUUUAAAUUUUGAUAAAAGAAAAAAUGAGUCAAAAGAUAUUAGUAAUGAAUUACAAAAUAACAUGGAAUUGGCAAUUUAUCAUUAUAAAGGAAAAGAUACAACUAUUGUUGCUUGUCUUUUAGAAUAUUAUUCUAAUCAUGCAAUGGAUGAUGCAGGUUGGAUGUGCACUGUUUCUAAAGCAAUUCCUUUAUUAUUUGAAUAUAAUUAUGACGAUUAUAUAAAAAAGUUAUUUCUUAAAGAAUGUUUUGCAGGACAUACUCAUAAUUCUGUUGAAAUUUCAGUAAAUUUUUUAACAUUUAUUAAAAGUCGAAUAAGUAAUUUCUUAACAAGUCAUAAUAAUGAAUUUAGAUCAUUUGAAAUAGAUAAGUUGAAAACUGAAUUUUUCAAAAAUAAAAAAUCAAAGCUUAUAGAAUCACCAUUAUUACGAAUAGUUCCUCUUCCCAAUUUUAUUAUAAAUAAUAUUAAGGAGAAAAAAGAAAUGAAUUUUUUAAAAAAAGGUUAAAAGUAUUUUAUUUUUAUUAAUACCACGAUGGUAUAAAAUUACUAAUAAAGAAAAUGAAUUAAGCCCUUUUUCUAGAAUGUUGCUAUUUGAAAAUCAUGAUAUUUAUAAUAAUCUAGCAAUUGAAGCAGUUAUUGAUUUUCAUUGGAGAAGAGCAAGAUCAUAUUACUUUUUUUCUCUUUUUCUUCCAUUUCUUAUUUUUGCUAUUUGUUUUGGAUUAAUUAGUUGGGCAUAUUUGAAUCAUAGUACUAUUAUUAAUCACCAAUUUUUAUUUAUAAUAAUUAUUUUAUUUUAUUAUUUGGCAUUUUAUCUAUUUUUUACUGAAAUAUUACAACUUUU